Lachancea fermentati is the source of this 1959-nucleotide messenger RNA. NCBI's taxonomy places the organism in Eukaryota, Fungi, Ascomycota, Saccharomycetes, Saccharomycetales, Saccharomycetaceae. The record is from the annotation of a GenBank genome assembly.
AUGCGUUUCAGCAGGCAAAAGAAGCAGCCGACAGUUGUUCUUACGCCAUCACAAAGAAUAAAUGGGGAUCAGUUGACUAACGAUGCAUCUUUGAAGGCUGCCCAGGCUAUUUUCAAAAUGCAUACAGUUCCAACAACAACAUCUACCGCCCCGAAGGCCGCUAUCGUCUCGAAGGAAAGACCACAAACCAGAAAGACCCAAGUGAGGACACCCAAGCCCGCCCCCAAGAGAACCUCUGUGCUAGUGGCUCAGCAGAAAAAGACACCAACAGGAAAUGAGAAGUCUAGUAGUGCCCAAGCAGCUGCAGCACAAGCAGCAGCAAGCGUUGCUCAUCAUGACUUAGUUCAAAUUGAUAGCCAGCUCAAUCUACCUAUGAAAGAUAUGAAUUAUUUAACUCCUCCCUAUCUCAGAUCAAAUGUUAGUUCUCGUGCUAACUCACGAAGCGGCUCUUUCAAUAGCCAGCUAUCAUUGAGAAGUGGCUCCUCCAUGGCAUUGGAAGACAUUAUGGCCAAGUUACAGGCAACCAAUGAUCACUCUGGAGAACAUUCACUAGCGUCACCUAGAGGUUCUAGUGACUUCACUAAAUCCUCAAGUAAAGUGCAACAAGGUGAAAAUAGCGAAGUGCCAGCUUCCAACUAUACAGUUAGUGCCGAUCGAUUGCCUUUCAUGAAGUAUAAAAGCGAAGCUCAUUACUCUUCACCAUAUAUUAUUACCGAGAGCAAGAAUAAUUCAGCCCGUCAAACGUACCCUGGGGAAAUGAAUGGGAGCUUGGCAUCAUCGCCAUCAAAAUCAAGCGAAAGGUUAACUUUUCGAGGUUCUCGCAACAGGAGCUUAAAUGGAAGAAUACCGCCUCCAAAGGAAUUUUUGGAGGAUGAUAUGGGCUCAAUUUCUUCGUUGGAAUCGUCUAGACUUUCGGAAGCUCCUCCAACUAAUGACGAAGAAUUGAGCGAUAUCGAUUUGAUGGAAUUUGGACGAUCUGGAAAUAUAGAAGAUUACAGACAUCAGCCGAACAAUUCAAUAAGCGACCAAGAUCGCAGAUCAAUUGAUUUGAACUCAAGUGAGGUGUCCUAUGAUGCUUUGAGUAAAAUGCCACAACAGGUACAAUAUAGAGGAACACUGCCUGAUCUCAUUCCCAACCACAAGAGGAGUUCAAAAAUGAGUAAAUUUAAGUCACUUUUUGGAAAGAAACAUUUGAUAGAAGACAAUGACCCUCAAAAGUACAACAUCGUCACGAAGGAUGACGUAACACUUGUGAAAACAGGUCAGCCAGUUAAAUUUAAGACAACUAUGAGAAAGACUAGCAACGACAAUGAACCUGAGCCCUCCAGUGAUAGCGACGAUAGUAAUGAUAGCAGCUCCGAGGGAGAUCUACCCGAAAAAACCAAAGUGAAGAGGAGAAAGAAGAGAGUACGAAUUGGAAGACAAAUAAAGAAAGCAUCACAUCAUCAUCACUCGCACCGGGCCACUUUCAACGAGGAUAAACCUUGGAAAAGCCACAUAGACAUUGGCUUUGUUACUCAAGCAGAGCGGAAAAGAUAUGAAGGUAUGUGGGUUAGUAAUCGCAACUGUUAUUUAGAGCUACUUCCUUGGUGGAAUGAUGCGUCGGAGGCAGAUACUUUAGAAGAGGGAUUAAUACUCAAUCUCGUUGUGUUGGAUAUUUGGUCUCGAAGUAACCUUCCACAAGACAGGCUUGCUGCAAUUUAUGAUAUGGUAGAUACAAGAGGAGAUGGAACUUUGAACCGGCAAUCCUUUAUUGUUGGAAUGUGGCUUGUCGAUCAAAGCCUUUAUGGGCGAAAACUUCCAGCUACGAUUGAUCAAAGAGUGUGGGACAGUGUUGACAAGUAUAUUAUAAACGUGCCAUCUGAAUUCAAGCAAAAACUUGAACACAAGCGGAACCAUAAAAGCUUAAAGAAGGAAAUGAAAAGUUUGAAGAAAGAUCUUAAGCGUAUUCAGCUAUAG